Molecule: messenger RNA, 685 nt
Organism: Acaulospora morrowiae
Lineage: Eukaryota; Fungi; Glomeromycota; Glomeromycetes; Diversisporales; Acaulosporaceae
Source: the annotation of a GenBank genome assembly
AUGAUCCGAAAUGCACUCACUCCAGGCUCGCCAUCUUCAGCAAUACUUUCGAACCCUUUAAAUAAUACAUCAACUGACAUUUCUUCAGCACCUACUCAACAACCUUCCUGGGAAUUUUUGCGCAAACAGGCCCGCCAGUUAGAAAAUGAAAUUGAACAAAAGCUGACCAGUUAUAGCAAACUUGCAGCUCAAGUUGGAAGGAGUAUUGGCUCUGGGAGCCUGGGAAACGGGUUAUAUGGAGAUAACGGAUUAUCAGGGAAUUCUAGUGAAGCCAUGGAAUUGGAGUUAGAAGAGUUAAUCAAAAAGUUGGACUUAGUGGUAAAUUCUAUGGCAGAGGUUGUAGACAGACCGUCAUCAACAGCAUCAAAUCCAUCAAUGAUGCACAUGUUGCAAAGACAUCGUGAUAUUCUAUAUGAUUAUUCAAAAGAAUUCAAAAAAACAAAAGCAAACAUUCAAGCAGCAAAAAAUCAUUCGGAUUUGUUGAGUUCCGUGAGAGAUGAAAUAAGUUCUUUCAAAUCUGGAGCUACUAGCGAGACAGAUUAUUUUUUAAGUGAAAGAAGCCGAAUUGAAAAUUCUCAUAGGAUGACGGACAUGGUUCUGGAACAAGCAUAUGAAGCAAGAGAAGAAAUGGGAAGACAAAGAGGAACAUUAUUAAGUAUUAAUAGCAGGAUGAACCGUGUAACGA